Lytechinus pictus (painted urchin) is the source of this 6598-nucleotide messenger RNA. RefSeq names its product unconventional myosin-VI-like. Gene Ontology annotation, cellular component: cytoplasm; actin cytoskeleton; endocytic vesicle. Gene Ontology annotation, biological process: endocytosis; vesicle transport along actin filament; actin filament organization. The transcript has 28 exons. NCBI's taxonomy places the organism in Eukaryota, Metazoa, Echinodermata, Echinoidea, Temnopleuroida, Toxopneustidae. The record is from RefSeq and is a predicted model, not a curated record. Gene Ontology annotation, molecular function: actin filament binding; microfilament motor activity; ATP binding. The coding region runs from base 544 to 4347 and encodes 1267 amino acids.
AUUAAUAUGAUGCCGUCCAAACACCCCGGUCAAAAAACAUGUGGACCUACGCAAUCCAUCACGGAAAAGAAAGAUAUGUAGGUAUUUCACUUUCAUGAUGAUAAAAACAAACACAUUAAUUAAAGUUUGGGUCAUGAAUUUCAGGAUAUAGACAGGCAUGGAUCAUCAUGAUGUGAAUAAUAGGUUGAAUUAUGACUGUAUAGGGGUAAAUUAAAUGGCCCUAUAUGCAUUGCACUUGCCUUUUGAGUUUUUGGACGAAGCGAAAAUGACGUCAUCGUAUUGGUAUACCGGAACUCCCUUAGCAAGUUCUUUUCUUCGUCAGCUGUGUAGUACUGGGCUAUGCUAACAUGCGUGUGUACUACUAGCUGUCUAUGGUAAAUUACUAAAACUACAUUGUCAUCGUUGUCACGUUGAUUCAGAGGACAAGUUCACAAGUUAUUUCUUCCAAUAAGAAAGGGACAAUAUUGUUGCAGUCCUGACACCUUAACAAACUCAAUGUUUUUUGCAGAUUUCACGAAGUGAAGAAUGCUGUAGACAUCAGCCAUGUUUGAUGAGAAUCGUAAAGUAUGGGUGCCCCAUCUAGAGCAUGGAUUCCAGCUCGGUAGAGUGAUUGAUAUUGGGGUUGAUGGUAUCACCGUUCAGCCUGUCGACUCAGGGAAGGCUGUGAGUGCAUCGUAUGAUCGAGUGUUCCCUGCAGAAGACGAUGAAGCUAAAUCAGUGGACGAUAAUUGUUCCUUGAUGUACCUUAAUGAGGCCACAUUGCUCAAUAACCUACGGCUGCGUUACAAGAAAAAUGGGAUCUAUACGUAUGUGGCAAACAUCCUCAUUGCUGUCAACCCAUACAAGGAGAUGGGAGACCUGUAUUCAUCUGGCAACAUAAAAAAAUAUCAGGGAAAAUCGCUGGGCACGUUACCACCGCAUGUAUUUGCUAUAGCUGAUAAAGCAUACCGUGAGAUGAUAACUUCUAAACAAAGUCAAUCUAUCAUAGUGAGUGGUGAAUCCGGUGCAGGCAAGACAGAAUCGACCAAGUAUAUACUCAGGUAUCUAACAGAAUCUCACGGGCAAAGUGCAGGGAUCAUAGAGCAAAGAAUCAUCGAAGCUAACCCACUCCUGGAAGCCUUCGGCAACGCCAAGACAGUCAGGAACAACAACAGUAGUCGCUUCGGAAAGUUCAUGGAAAUGCACUUUGGUGAUAAGCAUAAUGUCGUCGGGGGCUAUGUAUCCCACUACCUGCUCGAGAAGCCGCGUGUUUGUUGGCAGAACGUCGAGGAGAGGAACUAUCAUAUAUUCUACUAUCUCUGCGCCGGCGCCCCCGACGAUCUGCGCGCCAAGCUGUGCAUCAAAACCCCAGACGAUUAUCAGUACUUACGGAACGGAAUCACUCAGUACUUUGCAGGCAAAGAGUCUCAGAAGCAGCUGGAUCAGAAAGCAGACAGACAGAGUAAAGUGUACAAGAAGAAGGGAGCGCUGCAUGACAUCCAGGUGGACGAUUACCGCGGAUACCAGAGAGUCGUAGACGCGCUCAAGAAGAUCGGCCUCAAGGCCCAGGAGGAGUUUGACAUCCUGAGGAUCGUAGCCUGCGUCUUGCACCUUGGUAACAUCUCUUUCACAGGAAACGACAGUCAGGAAGGUGGAUGUAAUGUCUCACCAGAUGCCAAGGAGUCAUUGAAGUUUGUAGCCGGGCUCAUCAAAGUGGAUGGGAAUGAAUUGGAACAAUCUCUUACAUCUCGUACCAUGCAGGCUAGGGGUACCGUCAUCAAAGUACCACUGAAGAAGGCUCAAGCCUCCAAUGCCCGUGAUGCCUUGGCUAAAGCAAUCUACUCCCAUCUCUUUGAUCAUAUCGUAUCCCGCAUCAACGAUUGCUUCCCCUUCAAGUCCUCCGCUAACUUCAUCGGCGUCCUCGACAUCGCCGGGUUCGAGUUCUUCACUCUCAAUAGCUACGAGCAGUUCUGCAUCAACUACUGCAAUGAGAAGCUCCAGCAGUUCUUUAAUCGUAGAGUACUCAAAGAGGAGCAAGAAUUGUAUGAAAGGGAAAGUCUUGGUGUGAACACAGUUACAUAUGUGGAUAACCAAGACUGUAUAGAUCUGAUUGAACUGAAACCCAAUGGUAUUUUAGACCUGCUAGAUGAAGAGAGUAAAUUACCCAAAGCAAGUGCAAACAACUUCACUCACAAUGUACAUCAGAAACAUAAAUCGCACUUCAGGUUGGCUAUCCCUCGUAAGUCCAAGUUGACAGCUCAUCGUAACCUGAGGGAUGAUGAAGGUAUCCUUAUACGUCAUUUUGCUGGAGCUGUGUGCUAUCAGACCAGUGAAUUUAUAGAGAAGAAUAACGAUGCCUUGCAUGCUUCGUUGGAGGUUGUGAUAAGAGAUUGCAAAGAUCCGUUCUUGACCAGUCUCUUCCCGAUCAAGGAGCCUCCCAAGGGACGUGGCGGUCAGACUGUUCAGAAACUGGCCUUUGACAGUGUCGGAAACAAGUUCAAGGUACAACUCAACCAGUUAAUGGAGAAACUACAGAGUACUGGGUCUUCCUUCGUACGUUGUAUCAAGCCAAAUGGAAAGAUGGUGGACAAUCUGUUUGAAGGAGGUCAGAUUCUAAGUCAGCUGCAGUGCUCAGGAAUGGUGAAUGUCCUCGAGUUGAUGCAGGGAGGUUUCCCAUCCCGCACACAGUUCUCAGAUCUGUAUAAUAUGUACAAGCAGUACAUGCCACCGGAGUUGGUUCGUCUGGAUCCGAGGCUCUUCUGCAAGGCUCUCUUUCACGCCCUGGGCCUUGAUGAGAAUGACUAUCAAUUCGGCCUCACCAAGGUGUUCUUCAGACCGGGCAAGUUUGCAGAAUUCGAUCAGAUGAUGAAGUCUGAUCCAGAACAUCUCAAAGUCCUGAUCAAGAAGGUUCGACGCUGGCUCAUCUGUACACGUUGGAAGAGAGGACAGUGGGGAACAUUGAUGGUCAUCAAGUUGAAGAACAAGAUCUUGUAUCGUCGUGCUGCCCUGAUCAAGAUACAGAGUACCAUUAAGAUGUUUCUAGCGAUGCGCAAACACAGACCAAGGUACAAGAGCCUCAUGCAAGUCCACACACUCAGCAAGGAACUCAACAAGCUGGCCCAAGUUGCAAAGACAAUUAAAGACAAACAAGCUCAACAACAAGUCGCUGCGACUAGCAAGGCUUUAGAAGAUCUUAUUAUCAAGAUAAAGACGACCGUCAUGACCAGGAGACAGAUGGAGGACGCCUACCUAAACCUGUCCAAUCAGAUGAGGAAGCAACUCCUCGACCUGAUCAACAAGAAGAAAGCGGAGGACGCCGAGGCGGAGAGACUCCGCAAGAUACAAGAAGAGAUGGAAAGGGAGCGGAAGAGACGAGAAGAGGAAGAGAGAAAGAGGAAGGCCGAGAAAGAAGAGAGAGAAAGGAAGAAGAAGCAGGAGGAAGAAGAAAAGAGAUUGAAAGCAGAAAUGGAAGCAAAGCGCCUCAAGGAAGAGGAGGAGCUUCGUAUCCAACUAGAGGAAGAGAGGAAAAGAUUGGAAGCAGAGAAAAGGCAAAUAGAAGCGGACAGACAGAAGCUGGAGGAGAUGCAGCGACAAGCGGAAGAAGAUCAACGUAGAAGGGAGGAGCAGGAACGUCGGGACUAUGAAUUAGCCCAGCGUCUCUCUGAGGAGGCUAACUCCCAGGUGAUUGCGGAGGAAUCUCUUGUAGCUCGCGCUGAAGCGACUGUGGUUCAGGCUGCAGCACCGACCAAGUCACUUGACCUAACAACGUGGAAGUAUGCUGAUCUGAGAGAUACUAUCAACACAUCAACUGACAUCGUACUGCUGUCUGCCUGCAAGGAGGAGUUUCAUCGUCGUCUGAAGGUCUACCAUGCCUGGAAGAUGAAGAACAAGAAGGUUGCCCCUGGCAACAAGGAUGGCCCUGAAAGAGCUCCGCAAUCUAUCUUUGAUAGUGCGCAGCAGUAUAACCGGCUUGCCCCUCCCCCUAAGACUACGAAGGCACCCCCGACCAAUCAGAAUAUCCAGCGUUUCUUCAGGGUACCGUUCACCGUGACAGAAUCGGUGGCCCCGGGGCAGAUGCCCGAGAGGGGCUGGUGGUACGCUCAUUUUGACGGGCAGUGGAUUGCUCGUCAAAUGGAACUACAUCCAACCAAGGUCCCCGUUCUUCUUGUUGCAGGUAAAGACGAUGAGAACAUGUGCGAGAUGAGUCUCGAAGAGACGGGGCUUACACGGCGCCCAAACGCAGAGAUCGUCGAGCGCGAGUUUGAGGAGCCGUGGAAGCAGAGCGGCGGUCACGAGUACCACCUGACCGCGGUCCGCAACAAGCAAGCAAGGCCAAACUGGGCAACGCAGAGCUUGAAAACACGUUAACGCUUACCAACUUUCUUAAGCUUUGAAGUAGAAUCUGCACUCUCAUUCUUUCUCCUUUUUUUGUGUAUUGAAAUCAAAUGUUGUGAAUCAAAAUUAGUUUCUUCAUUUUAGGACUUUAUUCCAGUUUUGAGGUGCACUGGUUAACUUAUUGUUGAAUAAAAAUGGUAUAUUAAUGAACUAGAAAUACUUAUAAAGCCAUAUGACAGGUCAGUUCAGACUUAUAGAUCCAAUUGGACUUGAGGAUCUGAUAAGAUUAUGACAUGAAAAAUUUCAGAAAUAGCGAUGGCAGAGGCAUGAAUUUUAAUGGUGCAUACUUUCAAGUAUCCAUAUCAUUAUUUGGGGGGGUUUUAUGCAGUGAAUGUGUGUAGUAACAUGAAUGAAUUAUGUAUAAAUAAGAACAAUUUAUAGUUAAACUCCAAUCGAAGUUUGUGCAAGAAGGGCAUUGUAAUCUAUUCAUUGAUUCAUAUGCAAGGCUUGAUUUGUAAUGAACUAUUGCACCUUGAUAUUCACCGAAAGCAAAAAUUAGAUGAAUGCUAACAUUCCAGGAGAAAUUCGUGAAUCCAGAUAUGUUGUCGGACACUCCCAAAUCCCAUGCUUUAGGGGCGAGACUCGCUCCUUUGGAACUCUUGCUCAUCCCCCUGAAUCUCCUUCCAUCACUCCCACAUCUCCUCCUCACUCAUUUCAUUUAUAUCCACAAAAUUAAAAUAUAUACAAAGCAAUAUAAAUAUACAUUUUGAAAUAGUGGUGGACCAAAUGAAAGCUUAUCAGGCUUGUUUGGAUGGCCCAAAAUAACAUUCAUAAGCGCACAUAGUACGUAAUACAUACAUGUAAUACAUAAAACAGAAUACAUACGUAAUCAUAAAAAUACAUCCACAUGGCAUAAGACAGGACAGGAAAGAAAAAGGAAAGAAACGGUGAGGCUAACAUUAUUUGUCAAGAGAAAGGGGUUGCUGAGUGUAAAGUAAAUGUCGUUUGUAAUUAAAAUUGAAAAGUUGACAUGUCUUUGCUGUCUGAAGUUUAACAGAGAGAUUGUUCCACAGUAUAGGGCCCUGAUAAAAAAUGGUUGAUUUGGCUGGCUGUGACUCCUAUGUCACAGCCUAACUUGCUUGAAGGGCUUCAUUCUCCUUUGUAUUGGCAUACAUUUUGAAAAAUGGGGGGGGGGUUCCAUGACGAUAUACCCAAAACGUAGACAAGAUGGUAUUCAAGUCACAAGGAAUUAUGUACCCUACUUUAUCUUUGAAAAGGGGUCUCAAAGAUAUAUAUCCCAAAAAAUUGAUGUCGUUGGGGCAAGCAUUGUAGAAUGCUGGGAAAAUGAAGCGCAAGUUCCUAAUAUAUGCAUUCCAUUGGUUGACAGCCGUUGCGUUUGAUCGCAGCUCGUUUUGCAAUGGACACCUGUUCUGUAUUCACAGUGCAUUCCAAACAAACGGUGCAUUCCUUACAAACUUAUUUUUUUACUAUUGUAAUGAAUGCUACGGACCAGUAUUUUAUCAGGAGUGCAAGAAUGUAGUAUUAUUCACAAAUUUUUUUUUUUUAUUUCUAUACAUCAUUGCCCAAACGUUGGCCACAUUGGCCACAGAGGAAGUAUGAUAUACAAUUCUUUUUUCAUUUUUAUCAAGAUGAAAUGAAAUGAUGUUGGUAAGUUUGCCACGAAAGUACUGCAUUCCAUUAUCCAAAAACUAACUAUUUUUCAACAAUAAUUUACUCUCGAUUCCCUUUUUUGUUGUCACAGGUAUUUGGAAAAUUGCCAAACGAGGGCUUUAAGAAUCAUGAAAUUUGAUCAUGCAAAUCUUAAUCAUGAAAUUUAUGUUCUUACACAAGUUCAAAGUGCUAUUAUAUGAUGUAGUUUAAUACCACAGUCGGGCGUUGAUAUCAACAUAUUUAUUCUUCUGAUCACUUUCCAAUUGUUUUCUUAAAUGAAAAGUAAAAAAUGCUAAUAAUAAACAAAGUACACUUAUUCUCCCUCCCCUCCAACAGUAGAUAAAGAGUGAUUUGGACCUUUGGGAAAUUAUGUUAAAAAUAUUGGGUGUUAUUAUAUAGAACAUAAAUAUGGAAAUUAUAUACUCAGAAUGGUCGGGAUAGCUUCUUGAAUUUAUUUGAUGGUAGUUGGGACUCCAGCUCAUAAAGCUCCCUGACUACUCAAAUCAAAUAAAUUCAUAAACUUAAUUGCUUUGUUUACGUCUCUGACAAUUACAUUAAUAUAUUUAUAUAUAUAUCUAUUUUAUAUGAUUUCCACAGGAUCUCUGUCGAGUAU